Molecule: messenger RNA, 687 nt
Organism: Ipomoea triloba (trilobed morning glory)
Lineage: Eukaryota; Viridiplantae; Streptophyta; Magnoliopsida; Solanales; Convolvulaceae
Exons: 1
Coding region: 1-687 (228 amino acids)
Molecular function (GO): zinc ion binding; nucleic acid binding
Source: RefSeq, a predicted model, not a curated record
AUGGGUAGGAGUGUUGGCUAUGGUUACCUCCUUAAGAGACUCAAGUCGUUAUGGUGGCCAAAGGCGAAAAUGGAACUGGUGACUGUUGACAACAUGUAUUUCCUAGUAAAGUUUUCGUCUGUGGAUGAUUAUGAAUUUGCAAAGUAUGGAGGGCCAUGGAUGGUUCUUGACCACUAUCUCAUAGUCAAGGAAUGGGUACCGAAUUUUGAUCAUUUCAAAGAAAAAAUCGAGAGUAUGAUUGUGUGGAUUCGGUUCCCAUGUCUACUGGCUGAGUAUUUUGAUUACAAAUUUUUUAUGCAAGUUGGGGAGAAAAUUGGUCGACCAAUCAACAUUGAUACUGCCACCAGUUUGAUCUCGAGGGCCAACUUUGCGAGGGUUUGUGUCGAGGUGGACGUCACAAAACCGCUGCUUUCUAAGUUUAGGUUGAGGAAUAGGAUUCGACCUAUUGUGUAUGAAGAGUUAUAUCUUAUUUGCUUUAAGUGUGGGAUGUAUGGGCACAAUGCCGAGAGCUGUAAUUUGAACCAGGAUGAUGGUGCCACCCAAGACUCGAACAUGGAUGGAGAAAAUCGACCGGAAAAGACUUCCAGCGUCGGUAAUGGUCACAAGGAUGGUGGAAAAGGAAUAGAGAAUAUGUCUAUGGAAACUACCUUAAUCAGGCCAGAAGUUACGGAGGAUUUUUACCCAUAG